AUGCCCGUCGACAAGUCCAAGCAACAAAAAACAACUCCGAAGCGAUCAAAGGAUUCAGACUACAUCUCCCCUCAUUUUAUUGGCAGUAGUGGCCUCACCCAUGCUCGUGAGCUCGAGGUCAAACGGAGUCGUGGUGAGGUAAGUUGUGCAGAAUGUCGGCGCCUCAAGAUUAAGUGCGACAAGCAAAUUCCUUGCCAGUCAUGUGUUCGUCGCGGUUGCUCUGCCCUUUGUCCAAAUGGCGCACUGGCUACUGGCCAAGGUACUCGCUUCGUUCUAGCGGCAACCGAACAUCUUCACCGCAAGAUUGCUCGCAUGGGAGAGCGUAUUCGGGCAUUGGAGGAUGCUUUAACGACCCUUCACGCUGCUCAGGGAGGUCCUGAUAGACCCAUACACCCGCUCCUAGUCGAUAGCGAAGAUUUUUCCCUUCCUGACGAACCUCCAACACCCCGUCGCGGUGUUGUUGAAGAGGAAAGCAACAACCCAAGCAGAACUUCUGGGAACGGGGACGUUAUUGACGCUUUUGGAACCUUGAGCAUAUCCGACCACGGUAUUUCCAGGUUUUUUGGUCCAACAGGAGGCUCAGAGAGUCUGCUCAUUGCAAGUUCGCCUUCACCUACAUCCUCUCCUUCUUCCCUGUCCCUUUCCCGUUCCUCCGACUCCCUUUCUCCACCCUCAAGCCACGCAUCCUCUCCAGACUCUCCUUCAGACAAUCGCGUUCAUUCCAUCAAGAGCGACUCUUCAAUUCCCGCGCUAGCUCUGUUUUCCGCCAAUGCCUUCCCAUUAACUCCCUUCGGCACCCCUUCAGCCAUCCGCGACCUCGUGACUUCUCAUCUCCCCCCUCGCGCCCAUGGUCGUCUCUUGAUCGACAGCUACUUCGCACAACUUGCCUGGCUUUUCCGCGGGGUAACCCGUGGCCAAGUUAAAGACAUGAUGUGUGGAAUUUAUAGCUCGUAUGGCCCAACUGGCGAACGUGACGAUUUCGACGACUUGGAAGGUGAUGAAGACCAGGAGGGUGACCCUGAGGACCACACUGGCCCUCAUGAUCUUGCACUUUUGUUCAUGAUUUUUGCCACCGGUGCUCUCGUGCAGCCACAGUCAGAAAACGCCACGAAUUUACCGCCAGACGAAGAAGAAGAGAUAUAUCGGAAACGCGUCAGUGCCGAGGGCGAGCAUUUCCACCAAAUCGCUCGAGCAGCACUGGCGCUGCAACCCGUACUCGAAAAACCGAGCAUUGUCACCAUACAAGCACUCCAUCUUCUUAGCAUAUAUUAUGGCAUGGCCACUGCCCCCAACUACAAAGAGGACGCUGAAACCAGCAUGGAAAUGACCUGGAGCUUAAUAACACUUGCUGCUCAUCUAAGCCAGACCAUAGGACUGCAUCGGGACAGCGCUAGAUGGGGACUGUCGCCGAAAAUGGUACAACGCCGACGAAUUCUUUUUUGGGACCUGUUCGUCGCAGAUGUGUGGCUGAGUCUGAAUAACGGACGACCUCCAUCCUUCUCUUUGGCAUAUAUUGACUGCUCGUUCCCCACAUAUGAAGGUUCCAGGGCAAAGGAAGGGGCGUUUGAGAUAUGGCAGUUCCGCUUUGCCGCUGAGUGCGUCGCCGAUGUUACAGCACGCACUCUGACCGCAGAGGCACCGGGUUAUUCGACAAUCAUGGAGUUGGACAAGAAAGUACGAGAAUUUCCGUUACCUCCUUUGGAUGAUGUGAGCCCGGACGACCUUGGGGCGAGUCUGCAGCGUUGUGUCCUGGAACACAUCAGAGAAACAGGUUCGGUCACCUUUUUGCUGCAUAUCAAGGGGAAAACUCACGCAUAUACGGCAGUUUUACUAUAUAUCCAUCGCAGCUUUUUUGCUCAAGCGAUUAUUGAGCAACCCGUCAAUCCCCUGAAGAGCGCCUACGCACCUUCAUUUCUUGCUGCUUAUCGUGCCAGCGCUACUAUACUUAAAUCUGUGCGCGAUCAGUUCGAAAUUACACCAAUCGCUUGCGCAAGGUUUUGGACGAUGUGGACGUUUGCGUUCAGUUCAGCGGUUGUGUUUGGCACCGUUGUAACACGAGGACCUCGAAGUCCACUGGCGAAUGCAGCAAUGACAGAGCUUGAACAAGCGUGUAUUCUGUUCUCCAAGGCAGCGGUUCACAGCCGUCGAGCUAUGAAGGCUCUGCCUAUUCUCACCAAACUGAGUGAGAAGGCACGACAUGCUUUGGUAGCUGCUCAAAAUGACCCGAUGGGGGGAGAUGAUAAAGGCGGACUUUUGUGGAAUAUGCAAGGAGUUCUUGGACCAGGUGGCCAACCUGUUCAGGUCAAAACAGAGGAGCUUGACGACGAGCUCACGAUAUUCGCGGGACACACGCGAUUCGUCUCUGGUCAACUCCAGCGUGGGUCUCCCGUUAAAUUCCCCUCUCGUCGUCAACUAGCAAAUCCUCCCAUGCACACUGACGACCAGCUUUACGGACGAUCGGAUCGAGUUUCACCGCAACAACACCAGUAUCCCGUCGAGCCUCCCAUUCCUCCUCGCCAGCGGCUUCACUCAAUGCCUUCGUCCUCGGAUUUACAUCAACAUCACGACCGCUCAACUGUCAACGUGAACAUCGAUUCUCGUUGGGGCGCACGCGACUAUGCCCCUGAUGCGGCUCACUCUUACGCCUACCAUUCCUCCCCACACUCUGCCAUUCAGGAGCAAAUACCUCACCAGCAGCAACUCUAUCACUCUGAUGGAAAUAGAAUCCCACGCUCUAUUCCCCCCACUCCGUCCGCGCCUUACGCAUGGCCAGUCGAUGGAUACGAAGGCCAACAUUUACAGCAGCCGCCUCCUACCCCACAUCAUCACCCACAAUACUCUUUACACCAGCAAUAUCCCUCUCAUGAUCACGCAUAUCCUCAUCCACAACAAGCUAGUGCUUUUCAAGCACACAAUACCGAGCUCGCACAACUUGGUCUUGCAGCACGUGACUCGCGGCUGGAUGAAAGAUGGAGCCAUUUCAUGGAGGACUCUGGCUUGCUUGAAGGUAUCGAUUUCCGCGCUCGAUGA
This is a messenger RNA of Mycena indigotica, 3030 nucleotides long. RefSeq names its product Zn(2)-C6 fungal-type domain-containing protein. Lineage: Eukaryota; Fungi; Basidiomycota; Agaricomycetes; Agaricales; Mycenaceae. The transcript is spliced from 9 exons. Gene Ontology annotation, biological process: DNA-templated transcription; regulation of DNA-templated transcription. The coding region runs from base 1 to 3030 and encodes 1009 amino acids. Gene Ontology annotation, molecular function: DNA binding; DNA-binding transcription factor activity, RNA polymerase II-specific; zinc ion binding. The record is from RefSeq and is a predicted model, not a curated record.